AGUGACGUUACAAAUAUUCAGUUAUUCAGCGUACGCGUACGUGUUCGGUUCGUCCAUUGUAUACGCGGAAAAUUUUAUUUGGUGCGAUAAUAUAUAAAAGCGAAGUUGAUUUUGCUGCAUUUUUGCAGUGCAGUGCAAAUAAACCGUUGGAAAAUGUAAAUCUGUCGUGACUUUCUUUUCAAAGCAAUUAAAUGAAAAUAAUAGAUUUGUCUAGCCGACACGGAAAAGCAUAGAAACCGUAUUAUUUGAGCGUAGAAUCAGCACCCUUCAAAGUAGCCCAUAUGGUAGCGGCGCAGCUAAAGCCGUCAGAGCGUCAGCGUGAAUAGCCACAUUCGCACAUUUUCCAACACUUUACGGUGAACAGGUGCACACCGACACACGCACUCACCCACUCGCAGCGGUGAAACUACUUUACUCACAACAACGCUAUGAAGUCCACCUUGAUUUGGUUAUUGCUGGCCGGUGUUGGCGCCGUACUGCUGUUGGGCGACACUGUCGACGCCUGGAAUCGACAGUUCUUCAAUCGCUACUCUCGCAGCUGGCUGCGCAACAACGCUGAUGGGCCGAUUGGUGGUGGCGGUGUAGCCGGCCUGGGCGGAAGUGCCGGCAAUGCGCAGCAAAUUGACGACUUUAAUGCACUCUUCGGCCUCGGCAACGAUAUGAGCUUGCAUGGCAAUGGCGGCAGUGUGACCACCAAUGGCGGCGGCGUGGGCGGCAAUAGAGGUGCUGGUGGCGGCGUCAGUGGUGGUAGUGCAGGUGUUGGUUACGCCACCUACGGCGCGGGCUAUGAUGUGGACACAGGUGGUUUUGGUGGUCAACAACAGCAGACGGAGAUAUAUGGCAUCGUGGAACCGUUAAUAGAGGAUACGCCGUGCGUGGAUCGCGCUUGUCAGGUCAAUGAUGAUUGCUGUCCCACAGGUGUCUGCGUCAAUACCUAUGGUGAAGGUAAAUGCAUUUACGUUUAUGGACGUAAACGCGAUCUCUGUCAUCGCAAUACGGACUGCGAGCUCGGCAUGUCAUGCCGGAAGAGCGCAGCUGGUAAUCUGAUGUGUCAGGCGAGUGCAUCUACGGCUCAUCUAUUGAAUGCGGUUGGCGGUGGCGUUGGCGCUGCUGGUGUUAGUGUUGGUGAUGGUGGCAGCCUCGUCGCCGGUGGUGCCAGUAAUAACGCUGUUGGCUUCAAUGUUGGCGCAAAUAUGGCAACAGCUCCCAAGUUGACGUUGAACGCGAAGCAAUUUGGCGAGGAUUGUAUAUCGUCGAGUGAUUGUAAUGUGAGCAAGGGUUUAUGCUGUCAACUACAACGCACCCACCAUCGCAUACGUCCACGCAAACUAUGCGCUUACUUCCGGGAUCCUUUCAUGUGCAUCGACAUUAUGCCAGCCGACGAUGAGGAAGUACGCGACUCACGCUUCCUAUCCGCUUUCAGUCAACGACGCAUGUAAUGAGGCGGCAUAAAUUGAAGAGGAAGGAGGAGGAGUAAGUUGAAGAGGAAGCAAGAGGAGUUAGUAGAAGAGGAAACAGGAGGAGUAAGUUGAAGAACAAGCACAAGGAGAAAGAAGGAAAACGCUAGAAAGCAAGGAAAAAGGAGGGAAGAAGGCGAAAGGAGGAAGACAGUUAAAGGAAGUAGAUGGAAGGAAAAAGAAACGAGUGGAGUAUGUAACACACAUGCAUAUGAAAACACUUACACACAUGUAUACACAUACAAACAGUUAGAGUGGAGUUACCGAGAAAAUCAUAUACACGUACGCACACCCACACAUCAAUAUAUAUGUACUUUCAGUCAGCGCAUGUGAAAAUCAAGCAGGACACACUCGAGCCGGCGCGAUAUGCAAUGUAAACAGAGGCAAUGAAGAAAACAAUCAUAUUGAACUACGAUUUUGAGAAGAAAACCAAAAAUAAAAACAAAAAUUACAAAGAAACCCCAAAAAAGUUUUAAGAUCACAACAACAUAUCAAGCAAAGUUAAACUUAAAGUCUAAGAAACAAAUAAUUUAAAAAUAAAAAUAAAAAAAU
This is a messenger RNA of Bactrocera tryoni, 2009 nucleotides long. RefSeq names its product loricrin. The record is from RefSeq and is a predicted model, not a curated record. The transcript is spliced from 7 exons. The coding region runs from base 429 to 1439 and encodes 336 amino acids. Lineage: Eukaryota; Metazoa; Arthropoda; Insecta; Diptera; Tephritidae.